Molecule: messenger RNA, 3844 nt
Organism: Vitrella brassicaformis
Lineage: Eukaryota; Vitrellaceae
Source: the annotation of a GenBank genome assembly
CAUGAUACUUGCUGUUGGACUUCCCAUGAUAUACAUUUGGCGGCAGUCAUUCUCCCGCGCAUCAUUGAACCGCAGCCACGCACUUUGAACCGCAGCAGGCACCAAAUAGGUCACUAAGGCAGAGCCAUGAUUGCAUCACCGUACCGCUCAGCGAUGACGUCAGCUACAUCACUCGGCUGUUGGGCAUUGUUCGUGGCAGAGAUGACCGCAGCCAUUCCCCGCUCAGCUGAUCCGUUGGUACAAGACGACGCGCUGCAGCUGGCGAACGAAAUCCGUGACCGGUCCCCAGAGAGCUGGAGCCAGUGGAUGCUGGGUGCUCACUAUUCGAGGAAGCUGCAGAGCAACGACAUGGACCAGCAGCUUGACGCGUUGUGGGCGAUAUCUGUCAUGCUCGCCAGCAGCGUUGACCCUGCAAGUGACGCUGCUGGAUUGGUUGAGCUCUUCCGGCCGGCCCUUUUCGCCCUCAUGAGAGACUUUCGGGUGGACCGAUCUGUUCAACUUGAGGCGGCGACAGUCUUGCAGCAGAUGGCAGAGACCGGCGACCAGGCCACCGAUGCUCUCGCGGGGUGAGUGAGUGAGUGAGUGAGUGGCUGAUUGACAUGAAGCUGGAGGCUCACUCACAUCAAUUGUCGGUCUGUCUGUCUGUCUGUCUGUCUGUCUGUCAGAGCUGGUGCCCUUCCGUCCCUCAUUGAAACCCUCAGGCGCACUAAGGGACUGCCAGAAAUCGACAUCCGAGACAUCGCGAGCCGCUUGGCUGUCGUCGUGGAUCAUCUGCAGUGGGUGGAAGGAGCAGUGCUCGAGACAUCUAACGUCUUACCGACGGUCAUUCAGCUGCUGGAUCAUGACCAUGAGAGCAUCAAGAUGACCGCAAUGUCGAUGCUCGCCUUCUCCGGUAUUUGGAUGCACCAGUCCCGGCAUCGCCACUGUCCAGAUGUGCAACUCGGUGUGGCCGAAGUUUUAGUCAAGCAUGAGGUGGUGACGAAGCUCUCGCCCUCCCUGUUGUCAACGAACCCGGAUCUCAGGAGGACAGCCGCCUCCACGAUCCUUAUUGUCCUUCUCACGGUGCUGCCAGGUGUAUGCGGGAGCGAGAGGAAGCAGGAAGGGGGCACCGUCAGUCUUCAGGAGAUAGUUGACACUAAUGUGUUGCCCAACGCUUUCAACGCCCUCAAACGUGCCGAAGUUGAUGGCUCCUUGGUUUAUGCUGAGGGUCUUAUUGAUGUGUCUUACUCGAUCCUGAUUUGGGCCACGUGCAGCUCGCUUCUAUCAGAGGGAAACGAGCAACAGGUAUGCCGGACAUUUCAGCCAGGUUAACAAGGGUAUUUUGUUGGUUCCUGGAUCCUCUUGUUUGUGCAGCGUAGAUAUGCGGUGGACAAUUUAUGCCCUGACCAAGUAUGUGGACUUUGCCCCCGGCGCGAUGCGCACGAUCCUGUUGUUCUCACGAUGCUCACGUCGCUUAAUGAGAUACUCCGGUAUGCAGCAGAGCGCUGGUUCUCACUGUCACUGUCAUUAUGAUUGGUGGCAUGGUGUGUCGAUCAGGAACGAUGCUGUCUUGGGCGAAGAAAUUGCCGAUAUCAUAUUCAGCAGGGUGAGGGCUCAUUCGCUCGCCCAUGCACUCAUGGAGCAGAGAGCUUCUUUUGUCUGUUCUGCUUGCGACUGUAGGAAGGAUGCCAUCGGACGAUCGAGAGCCUUACCAAGAGCUCCGGACCUCGUUUUGCUGCUGCGGCCAAGGAGCUUAUGCGUGCACUGUCCAACCACGCGACGAGGCUACAUCCCCUGCCAAGAGACGACGGAAGGGUACGACACAUACGCGCUGUGAAGCGUCUCCAUGAAUGUCUCCAUGAAUGUCUCUCCCUUUCUCUCUUGCCUGCAGCCGUCCUCUCUCUCGACGUCACCACCCUGGGUUGGAGGCGGCAUGUUCCUUUUUGUGGUGGCCCUGUCAGGGCUGUGGUGCUUCGUUGCCCAUCCCUGGCUGCAGCGUCGCCAGCUGCGCCAGGACGAACGGCAAGCGGAUCAAGCAGCAGCGGAGCUUCCUCGUCAAAGAAAACAGGCGAAGGGAAACAGCGACCACCAGGGCCAGGCACAGGCGGCCAACAGACAGCCGGGGACUCACCACACGGCAGCCAACCAGCCCCUGUCAGCAGCCCCUGUCCCAGCGAGACAGCAAAGCAAGAGGAAGAAACCCAAAGAGAAAGGAGCCAGCCGUCAAGACGAGGUCAAAGGAGCACCAGCGUCUGCUGCAGCUGAUGUCGAUGGGAGUACUUCUUCCACUGUCACACCCAGCGGCAGCAGCGACUGCCUGACGCCCACCAGCCCUGCAGAUGAAGUGGGCGCAUCGGCUGGUUCUCAUCAGCAGGACCAGGAGCGUCAGCAGCGGGAGGUGGCGACAGCAGAUGGUGGCGGCCAGUGGACUCAGGCGGGGGCGAGACACCGAAAGAAGAAGGCCACAGGAACGGGGUCGAGCAGGGAGGACGCAUCUUCACGACAAAAGGCUGGCCAGGAGACCCCCGAGGCAUCUCGGCAGACGGUGCCCGCACAUCAGAUGCCCCACCCCUUGAAGCCGCCCAGCAGCUCUGCAGCAAUGAGGAAAGGUGGCGGAAACCACGCGCGUGGCGGUAUCAGCAGUGCCACCUUGACGGCCGACCAGGCGCCACGCCAUACCACGCCGGCAGUGACCAAUGGUACGACAACAAGGAGGAGGGCCGCUGGGAGGGGCCUGGGGCUGCCAGCAACUAUACCACCACCACCAGGCGCGUUCCCUCCCAAUCCCUUGCUGUCGUGGACGGAGGAGGUGGUCAGCAGCUCGACAGCUCAGCGGCCACCCACACCCACACCCACACCCCCGCCCCCUCCGCCCGUCCCGCGUCAGGUCUCGUGUGAUGCUCGUCAGGCGUCCUCACCGGUGAGCUCCCCGCCACUCGUGUCUUCGGUGUGCAGCGAGACGACACCAUCUGCACCGCACCGCCGCCCACGGUACGCACUAGCCAGACAGGCAGACAGACAGACAGAGACUGUUGGAUGUCGUUAUGUUGUUUGUCUAUCGCUGUGCUGAUUCAGGGACGGGCGGUCUCAUGCCGUGCAGCUCGAGAGAAGUGCUGCCAGCAGAAGCAGUGUGGCUGCGGGAACGGUAGACUGUCUCAUUUGUUUCGGCGAGCACGGCCCUGCGUCCGUCAUGUACAUCCCCUGCAGACACAUGCACACCUGCACCAAGUGCUACGCUGACCGCAAGAAUGCAUGGCAGCAGAGCCUCCCCCGCAUCAAGGCCGAGAAUGCCCGGCGGGCUGAGGAGAACAAGGAGCGCAUCAAGCGAGACGAGGAGCCGCUGCCAUUGCGACCCGAGGGAUACCAGUGCGAGCAGUGCAACACCGAGGUGGUGUUUACGGGGUCGGUGGAUGCGGUGGCCCGCUGGGCCACCAGCCCAUUCAUGUCACAGCCGACCUGACUGAGUGGAAGUUUCAUAGCACAAAGGGGUGGGUGGGAUGGGAUGGGUGCAUGGCAUGGCUGUCGGAAAGACAGGAGCAUGUUGCCUGCCUGCCUUGUGUGGGUAUGCAUGUGUUUACGUGUGCAUUGAAGGUGACUGACUGGACUGACUAUGAGCAUCCUCGAUGCAGGUGCAGGCAGGUACAACACAAAUAGGUGUCAUAUAUGUCGAGAACGAAGUAGGUCGUGUGUGUCUUGCUGCGCAUCUGACCCUUGCAUGCGCCUCGUUGCGAAAGUUUGAGAAGCGUGUGCCCUGUACGAACUGGUGGCAAUGUGGCAUCAAUUGCAUGGUAGACGCUUCAGGGGAUUCUGAGCAUGUUGAGUUGAAUGAGAGACGCUUUUUAUCUCGCACGCACCAGAUCUGACC